UCUCCACGUGAGUAUCAACAGCAUGAAGGCUGGCAUGUAAAUUUCACUCUUCGUGUGUUACCUUGUUGCAUUUGUAUGUGGAUUCAGCACCAGCGACAUUAAUCUAAAAGGCGAGAACAAGAGAGACGAUGGCAACAGUUCGCAAGAAGGUGGAUAACCGGAUCCGCGUUCAGAUUGAAAAUGGGGUCACUCUGCAGCAUCGCACCAUGUUUGUUGUGGUGGGGGAUCGCGGCAGAGACCAGGUGGUCAUCCUGCAUCACAUGCUGUCCAAAGCCUCCGUCAGAGCACGACCCUCUGUGCUGUGGUGCUACAAGAAAGACCUUGGCUUCAGCAGCAAUCGGAAGAAGCGCAUGCGACAGCUCCAGAAGAAGAUCAAGACGGGAACCCUCAACCUGAAGCAGGACGACCCGUUUGAGCUCUUCAUCGCUGCCACCAACAUCCGCUACUGUUACUACAAUGAGACACACAAGAUCCUGGGAAACACCUACGGCAUGUGCGUCUUACAGGAUUUUGAAGCUCUUACUCCCAACCUCCUGGCGAGAACUGUUGAAACCGUUGAAGGAGGCGGUAUAGUGGUCAUCCUGCUCAGGACAAUGAACUCCCUCAAGCAGCUGUACACAAUGACCAUGGAUGUGCAUUCUCGAUACAGGACUGAGGCCCAUCAGGAUGUGGUGGGAAGGUUCAAUGAGAGGUUCAUCCUGUCUCUUGCCUCCUGCAAGACUUGUGUUGUCAUUGACGACCACCUCAACAUCCUGCCCAUCUCCAGCCACAUGGCAAAUAUCAAGCCUGUUCCUCCUAAGACUCAGGAGGACAGUUUGUCUCCGCGAGAGCAGGAGCUGAAGGACCUAAAGGAGUCCCUUCAGGAUACUCAGCCUGUGGGUGUGUUAGUGGACAACUGCAAGACCAUGGACCAGGCAAAGGCAGUGCUGAAGUUCAUUGAGGCCAUCUCAGAAAAGACCCUGAGGAGCACCGUGGCUCUGACCGCCGCCCGUGGACGAGGCAAAUCUGCAGCACUUGGGCUGGCUGUGGCUGGAGCCGUGGCCUUUGGCUACUCUAAUAUCUUUGUAACCUCACCGAGCCCAGACAACCUCCACACCAUGUUUGAAUUCGUCUUCAAAGGCUUUGACGCCCUGCAGUAUCAGGAGCAUCUUGACUAUGAAAUCAUCCAGUCUUUGAAUCCAGAGUUCAACAAAGCAGUGGUGCGAGUGAACAUCUUCAAAGAGCAUCGGCAGACUAUUCAGUACAUCCACCCGGGUGAUGCAGUGAAACUGGGCCAGGCCGAGCUGCUGGUCAUCGAUGAGGCUGCUGCCAUCCCUCUUCCUUUGGUCAAGAACCUGCUGGGACCUUAUCUGGUUUUCAUGGCCUCCACGAUCAAUGGGUAUGAGGGUACAGGACGUUCUCUGUCUCUCAAACUGAUUCAGCAGUUGAGACAGCAGAGUGCAGACAGCCAGCAGAGCAUGUCAGCAGAGAACAGGAGCACAAACACAGCCAGGCUAGCAGCAGCUCGCUCUCUCCACGAGGUUUCCUUGCACGAGUCCAUUCGGUAUGCCGCAGGAGACCCUGUAGAGAAGUGGCUGAAUGAGCUUCUCUGUUUGGACUGUCUGAACAUUCCCAGGCUAAUUUCCGGCUGUCCGCUGCCACAGACCUGUGACCUAUAUUACGUGAACCGAGAUACACUGUUCUGUUACCACAAAGCAUCUGAGGCCUUCCUGCAGAGACUGAUGGCUCUUUACGUGGCGUCACACUACAAGAAUUCCCCCAACGACCUCCAGAUGCUGUCAGACGCCCCGGCCCAUCACCUCUUCUGCCUUCUGCCCCCUGUCCCACCCACACAGAACUCUCUCCCCGAGGUCCUGGCUGUGGUGCAGGUGUGUCUGGAGGGUGAAAUAUCUCGUCAGUCCAUCCUCAAUAGUCUGUCUCGGGGAAAAAAGGCCUCUGGUGACCUCAUUCCCUGGACUGUGUCAGAACAGUUCCAAGACCCAGAGUUUGGAGGUCUCUCCGGAGGCAGAGUGGUGCGAAUCGCUGUCAACCCAGACUACCAAGGGAUGGGCUACGGCUCAAGAGCUCUCCAGCUGCUGCAGAUGUAUUAUGAGGGAAAGUUCCCAACCAUGGAUGAAAAUGGACACACAAACAGUGAGAUCACCUCUGUCAGCAGCGAGGCUGUCAGUCUUCUGGAGGAGGUCAUUACUCCCAGAAAGGAACUCCCUCCUCUGCUGCUGAAGCUGAGCGAGAGAAGGGCAGAGAGACUGGACUAUCUAGGAGUCUCCUACGGCCUUACCUCACAGCUGCUCAAGUUCUGGAAGAGAGCCGGUUAUACCCCAGUCUAUUUAAGACAAACUCCCAAUGACCUGACAGGGGAGCACUCAUGUGUGAUGCUGAAGGAGCUGAAUACAGAUGAAGCCCCAGAGCAGGGCCAGUGGUUGUCUGCUUUCUGGAAAGAUUUCCGCCGCCGCUUCCUAUCUCUUCUCUCCUACCAGUUCAGCAACUUCGGUCCAAGUCUGGCGCUCAACAUCCUGCAGAACAAGAAUGCCAAGGAGGAGAUAACGAGACUCAGCAGCUCUGAACUCGCUGUCCAUUUCAGUCCGUACGACUUAAAGCGUCUGGAGCUGUAUUCAAGGAGCAUGGUGGACUACCACCUCAUCAUGGACCUGGUGCCAACUGUGGCACGCUUAUUUUUCCUCAAGCAGCUGGGCGAUCUCUCCCUCUCAGCGGCACAGUGUGCGUUAUUGUUGGGCGUGGGCUUACAGCACAAGUCAGUGGAACAGCUGGAAAAGGAAAUUGAACUCCCAAGCUCACAGCUCAUGGGCCUCUUUAAUCGCCUCAUCCGGAAAUUUGUGCAAGUCUUCACCAGCAUCCAGGAAAAGGCUAUUGAGGCAGAGAUGGUGGCGUCUAAAGAUGUUUCUAUGGAGCCUGCUGCCCUGAGCCUUAAUGAUGAUCUGAAUGAGGCAGCUAAGGAGUUUGAGGAGAGGCACAAGCAGGACAUAGAGAAAGUCAAGGAGAUGGACCUUGCAGAGUACAGGAUCCGUGGAGACGAUGAAGAAUGGGACCAGGUGUUGAAGACAGCAGGGAACACGGCUAUUGUCAGCAUAAAAAGCGGCAAGAAGAGGAAACUAGAAGGGGGAAACCACAUAGCAAACCAGGGGGAUCCAAAGCAAGGCAAACCGAAAAAGGACAUGCAGCAUGGCAAAUUCAAGAAAAAUAGGGACAAGCCAGGCAAAUUUGGAAAGAAGCCAUGACAGUAAACAGCACUGCACUAACAGGAC
Messenger RNA from Myripristis murdjan (pinecone soldierfish), 3263 nucleotides. It is a transcript of the gene nat10, whose product is annotated as N-acetyltransferase 10. The transcript is spliced from 29 exons. Gene Ontology annotation, cellular component: 90S preribosome; nucleolus. Gene Ontology annotation, biological process: rRNA acetylation involved in maturation of SSU-rRNA. The coding region runs from base 129 to 3236 and encodes 1035 amino acids. The record is from RefSeq and is a predicted model, not a curated record. Gene Ontology annotation, molecular function: 18S rRNA cytidine N-acetyltransferase activity; ATP binding; tRNA binding. Lineage: Eukaryota; Metazoa; Chordata; Actinopteri; Holocentriformes; Holocentridae.